Populus nigra (black poplar) is the source of this 1448-nucleotide messenger RNA. RefSeq lists its product as uncharacterized. Bases 91 to 1248 code for a protein of 385 amino acids. Gene Ontology annotation, molecular function: lipase activity. The record is from RefSeq and is a predicted model, not a curated record. Gene Ontology annotation, cellular component: membrane. Lineage: Eukaryota; Viridiplantae; Streptophyta; Magnoliopsida; Malpighiales; Salicaceae. The transcript has 7 exons.
CCUUCUUUCCAUCUCCCUCAGCCUCCCCCACCACCCCUUCCCUCUCUAUAGAAUCUCUGUUUCUGCCUCGUUCUUUGGUUUCUCUUCACCAUGUCAUCAACGGCAGCAGAUAUGGAGCCACUAACAUCAGGAGCAAGCAAUCGCAUAAUCCCAAUCCUGAAAACCGUAAAAACUUCUCUUCUUUUCAUUCACUCACUUCUCUUUUCCCUCCUUCUCCUCCUCCUUCCUCGCCGUUACCGCCGCCGUCCCAUGGCUGAUUCCGCCUCUCCGCCAUCGCCUAGCAAGUCGGGGAAAAGACGGAGAUUAGAGGAGGAAGAUACUUUGAGAAGGAGAGCUCUUGCUGAGGGUAUUGAUAUGACGACCGGUAACGAAGAUUGCCGGUGGAAUACGUUCUUGUUCUUUGGUGCUAGACGAAAUGCUCUCUUCGUUAGGUCUUGGCUUCCGAUAACCGGUCAAAUGAAGGGCAUUUUGAUCAUUAUUCAUGGGCUCAAUGAGCACAGUGGAAGAUAUGGUCAAUUUGCAAAGCAACUAACAUCAUGCAACUUUGGCGUCUAUGCAAUGGACUGGACAGGUCAUGGUGGGAGUGAUGGGUUGCAUGGAUAUGUUCCUUCACUAGAUCAUGUCGUUGCAGAUACUGGAGCUCUAUUGGAAAAGAUCAAGUCAGAGUACCCUGGAGUACCAUGCUUCCUUUUUGGUCACUCAACUGGAGGUGCUGUGGUUUUAAAGGCAGCCUCAUAUCCUUACAUCAAGGAAAUGCUGGAGGGGAUUAUUCUGACCUCACCUGCUUUGCGUGUCAAGCCUGCACAUCCUAUUGUUGGGGCUGUGGCUCCUAUUUUUUCUCUGGUUGUCCCCAGGCUCCAAUUUAAAGGAGCAAACAAAAGGGGCAUUCCAGUUUCUAGGGAUCCUGCAGCACUUCUGGCCAAGUAUUCCGAUCCAUUGGUCUAUACAGGACCCAUAAGAGUCCGCACAGGGCAUGAAAUAUUGCGUAUCUCCUCUUAUUUGAUGCGAAACUUCAAGUCUGUGAUCGUCCCAUUCUUUGUUCUCCAUGGAACUGCUGACAAGGUGACUGAUCCUCUAGCAUCUCAAGAUUUGUUCAAUGAGGCAGCCUCCAAGUUCAAAGACAUAAAGCUUUAUGAUGGUUUCUUGCAUGACCUUCUCUUUGAGCCUGAACGCGAAGAAGUUGGUCAGGAUAUAAUCAGUUGGAUGGAGAAGAGAUUAGGUGCUGAAUCUGAACAAAUAUACAGUUAGCUGUAGAUUCUUAGUGUCAAGGGCUUGGCUUGGUCAUAAGUAUAGCAAUUUCAAACAUCGUAUUACGUCGCGAGUUUAUUCCUCCCACAUUUGUGUAUUGCAUGCCUCAUGAAAUGGAACUUGUAUUUAUGCAAAGAAAAAGAAGCUCUCUCAUGUUGUGGCUUCUGUUUUCUGCAAAAGGAAAAACGUUUUCUUCUUUA